Messenger RNA from Aspergillus calidoustus, 1926 nucleotides. The record is from the annotation of a GenBank genome assembly. NCBI's taxonomy places the organism in Eukaryota, Fungi, Ascomycota, Eurotiomycetes, Eurotiales, Aspergillaceae.
AUGGCGCCAAAACCACCGUCGGGUACUUCGUCAAGAGCUUGGGAUGGUGUGACACCUGCGCUGUCGGAAUGGGUGCUGGACGCAGUCUCCUCCAUGGGCUUCACCCGCAUGACCCCAGUCCAAGCAUCAGCCAUUCCUCUAUUUAUGGCGCAUAAAGACGUCGUUGUCGAGGCGGUCACAGGAAGUGGGAAAACACUAUCAUUUCUCAUUCCGGUUGUGGAGAAGUUGUUACGCCUUGAGGAGCCCAUUAAAAAGCACCAUGUCGGAGCGAUCAUCGUCUCCCCGACAAGAGAACUUGCUUCACAGAUCUACAACGUACUUUUAUCGUUGCUCGCGUUUCAUUCUCCCUCGGCCGCCCUUAUCAACCCCCCCAAAUCCGACGAGGAUGCACCCCGCCCCAAGCACUCUUCUUCAAUACUGAAGGUCGUGCCGCAACUCCUCCUCGGCGGCUCCACGUCGCCUGCGGAAGACCUAAGCACCUUCUUGAAGCGCUCCCCGAACCUUUUGGUAGCCACUCCGGGAAGACUUCUGGAACUACUUUCUUCGCCUCACGUACACUGCCCACAAUCUUCCUUCGAGAUGCUGGUACUGGACGAGGCGGACAGGCUGUUGGAUCUUGGGUUCAAGGAGUCAUUGCAAAGUAUCUUGCGCAGGCUACCCAAGCAGAGACGAACCGGCUUGUUCAGCGCUAGUAUCAGUGAGGCUGUCGAUCAGAUUGUCCGUGUGGGCCUGCGCAAUCCCGUCAAAGUCGUGGUCAAGGUUAAAGGAACAACAGGGGCUGUUGAUAAGCGCACUCCGGCGAGUCUUCAAAUGACCUACAUGACCCUUCCUCCUACUCACAAAUUCCCCGCCCUAAAACGCAUUCUCAACUCUGUGGAGCCGACCCCUCUCAAGUCAAUAUUCUUCGUAUCAACCUGCUCAGGCGUCGACUACCUCUCCGUAAUUCUCCCAUUAAUACUCGGCGAUGAGUUUCAGUUAGUGCCACUCCACGGCAAGCAUCCUGCGAAUGUGCGCCAAAAAAACUUUAACCGUUUCGUCAAUUCGCACACACCGGCCAUCCUACUCACAACAGAUGUCGCAUCCCGUGGACUUGAUAUUCCUUCCGUUGAUCUCGUUGUUCAAAUCGACCCUCCUUCUGACCCAAAAACUUUCAUCCAUAGAUGUGGUCGCGCAGGGAGAGCCGGUCGGCGAGGCCUCAGUGUGGUUUUGUUAAAUCCAGGCAGAGAGGAAGACUACGUUUCGUUCUUAGAAGUACGACAGACUCCAGUUGCUCCAUUCCCCCAAGAAAUCACUAUCUCCGAAGCCGAGGCCGUUGCUGCUACAGAAGCUGCCAGGAAAGCUGCACGGGCAGAUCGCGCGAUUCAUGACCGAGGGCAAAAGGCAUUUGUCAGCUGGUUAAGAAGUUACAGCAAACACCAAGCAAGCAGCAUAUUCCGAGUUGCGGACCUGGAUUGGGAAGGGUUAGGGAAAGCCUGGGGGCUAUUGAAGCUCCCAAAGAUGCCUGAAUUGAGGAAUUUCACAGGCGAUCGGACUCUGGGAGUGAAUCUCGACUGGGAUACUUACGCUUACAAGGACAAACAACGAGAGAAACGUCGUCUGGAAGUACUUCAGGAGAUGGCCGAGAAUCCUCAGCAGUCAUCAACGACUAAGAAACGGCCAAACGACACCGUCGCAUGGAGUAACAACGCUGAAAACAGAAACAAGAAGCUGCAACGGCGAGAGAAGAAACACGUGCGCCAAGAGAAGAAGCGCUGGGAUCAGAUGACGGAGGAAGAGAAGCGGGUGGCUCUGGAGACGCAGAAGAUGGUGGAACAGAUCAAGUCAAAGAACGACGAAGAGCGACGGCUCAAACGAGCUGCGGCCAAAGCCGACAAGGCAGCUGGUGGAGCAGCCGGCGGGGAGGAAGAGUUUGAAGGCUUUGACUAA